Dreissena polymorpha is the source of this 4159-nucleotide messenger RNA. RefSeq names its product cytosolic phospholipase A2-like. Gene Ontology annotation, cellular component: cytosol. Bases 316 to 3390 code for a protein of 1024 amino acids. Gene Ontology annotation, molecular function: calcium-dependent phospholipid binding; calcium ion binding. The transcript is spliced from 19 exons. Gene Ontology annotation, biological process: glycerophospholipid catabolic process. Lineage: Eukaryota; Metazoa; Mollusca; Bivalvia; Myida; Dreissenidae. The record is from RefSeq and is a predicted model, not a curated record.
AUGAUUUACAAUUGAAAGCUACUUGACAUCGAACGAUGAAGCCGAUCCUUGCGGUCUAAGUUCAUGCGACUUUAGUGGAUUAAAUGAUGCGCAGACGAUUGUAUUUCAUUUAAUCACACGCGAUCUUCGCGGAUGAAUAACGAGCAUUCGAAAUAUACUUUACGAGACUGAGGAGUGUUGAAUAAGAAAAGUGAAUCUUAAGAUAAAACAGUUUAAACCUGCAAGAAGUAUAAACAUAUAUUUGACGUAGGUUUUUAUUGUGGUUCGGAGGUUAGAUUCGAAUUAAUUUAAAAUUUAGGCGCGUAGUGUUAAGCAAUGUGUACAUUAGAAAAAAUAGUGGCUAGUUCAAAGCAAUUCAAGUUUCCAAGCUGGACAUCUCAAGAAGUCACGCGUUACCUGCCGACGUUCAACAUCAGCAACUAUAAACAGCAUCUCCGUAGAUUUCUGUCUUUACCGAUGAGGUCACCGAAUAACGAUGACGUUAUAUCGCCUAGUUCUGCUGGCGUGCCCUCACAAAAUGAUAAUGACGUUUUCUUCACGCCGACGUCGUCACUUCCGCCGAAUCUGGAAAUAAAGUCACGUGAAAAGUUAAGGUUUGAUCCAUACCAGAUAUUUGAGGUGGAACAUAGGCCAUGCCUCAUCCUCGAGGUCAAGGUCGUCAGGGGUCGCAACAUCACCCUGGGUUGGAGAGAUUAUGUUGACACUCCGGACCCUUACGUAAAGCUGUUCAUAAGGACGGCUCCUGAAGGCAGGCGACAGACCAAAUCUCGCGAGAACGACAUAAAUCCCGUCUGGGAUGAGAAUUUCACGUUUUUACUCAACGACACAGAAACAAACGAAUUGGAAAUCUGGUUAAUGGAGGACAAUUCGCCGCUCAUGUACGACGAGAUUGUGGGGUCAGCGAAGUUUGACCUUGGUAACCUGACACGUGACAGGUGGCACAAGAAGACAUUCGUGUUUAACGAGGUGUCCGAGGUCGACAUAGAGAUGAAGAUUUCGCUAGAUCAGAAGCCUACGUUACGCUACAGUCUGUGCCUAUGUGAGCAGGAGAAGUCGUUUUUAACUCGUCGAAAGGUCAAGGUCAUGGAGGCUAUGAAACAGUUAUUGGGAGAAAAAGGGCCAAAAAAUGUGGACGAGGUGCCGACCAUCGGUAUCAUCGGUUCCGGCGGCGGGUUUCGAGCUAUGGUGGGCCUUAGUGGCGCCGUAAAGGGCCUCUACGACGCCGGUAUAUUCCAGUGCGCCACCUAUCUGUGCGGGCUCUCCGGGUCGUCAUGGUAUAUCUCCACCCUGUAUUCCCACCCAAACUGGCCGAAAAUGGCCCCUGGCGACAUGCAGGAUGAGCUGAAGAAUAACAUCGACUCCAGCAUACUGUGGCUGCUGAAACCGCAAACCGUUUACAGAUAUAUGGACAAUAUUAUGAAGAAGAGACGGAACGGCCAACCGGUCAGUUUUACCGACUUUUUUGGUCACAUGGUCGGGGAGACUUUACUAGGCAACAGGUUCGACUGUCGGCUGUCGGAUCAGCAGACGAAGCUUACAGACGGCGCGAUACCGAUGCCUCUGCUUACAUGUGUGCACGUGAAGAAAGACAGAUCCGCUCGCAGUUUCCAAGAGUGGGUUGAGUUUUCACCAUACGAGAUCGGUAUGGCCAAGUACGGCACGUUCAUGCCGACGAAGAUGUUUGGCUGUAAAUUUUUCAUGGGGCAACUGGCCAAGGAGUACGAAGAACCUCCACUCCAUUUCCUGCAAGGUAUUUGGGGCAGCGCCUUCUGCAUCCUAUUUAAGCGUCUCUUCGAGGACAACAAACGCAUCGAUCCAGUGGAGAUGAUCCGACAGGAAAUGGCUAAGGCUCUGGAAGACAAUGAUCAGGAUGAGAGUAGCGACAGUAGCGACGAAGGAGAUUUUAACGACGAAGAGUCGUCAAUUAAGUUAGUGGACAACGUGAAGAAGUCUUCCACACUGCCUGCUAAUCUCAGACCUAACGGCUCAACCGGAAGCGGUCUUUCCGUGGACAGCGCUCCUAAACGUCAGGUUUCUACGAGGCGCACAAAACGCAAGGGAUACUGGACAGAGUUUCUGAAAGGAGUUUUUGAAAAUAAACGCUUCGAGUUACUGAGCACUCGCGCAGGUCGGGCCGGUGUGAUCCACAACUUCAUGAGAGGACUUUCUCUGCAACAGAGUUACCCCCUUUCUCCAUUUUCCCCCAUUACUAAUGUGCCACCGGAAAUUCCCAAAACAGUUGACGGAGCAGACGAAUCGGCACCGAGACCUCCUAGUGACGACUUCGACGGCAUCUUCGAGAUGCAUCCGACCACGGAGAAGCACCUGUAUGUGGUUGACGCGGGUCUCACGUUCAACUCGCCCUACCCCGUGGUGCUGCGGCCGCAGCGCGAGGUGGACAUCAUCCUGUCCUUCGACUUCAGCGCCCGACCCGGCGACUCAAGUCCGCCUUUUAAGGAGCUGCUUCUAGCAGAAAUGUGGGCCAAGAAGCACAAAGUGAUGUUCCCUCCCAUCGACACGACCGUGUUCGAUAGGGAGGGCAUGAAGGAGCUGUAUAUCUUCAGGCACCCCACUGAAGUCAACUGUCCCAUUGUCCUGCACUUCUGUCUCGUCAACGUCGAUUUCCGGCACUUCGUUAAACCUGGUUUGAGGCGAAGAACGAAAGAAGAAAAACAGUUCGCCGACUUCUACAUAUUUGAUGAUCCCGCAGCCCCAUAUUCAACAUUUAACUUCAAGUAUUCUCAUCUCGCAUUUGAAAGACUAUCUAAACUGACCGAGUUCAACGCCUUAUUAAACGUUGACACCAUCAAGAAGGUGAUCGUAGAGAUAAUUGAAAAGAAGCGUGCUGAGCCGCCUAAGUGCCCAUGCAAACUAGAAGAUGUGCCAUUACUACGGAGAGUGUCCCAAAAAAACAAAAACCGACUGUCAAAGUUCCUUUCACGUAUUCACAGCGGUCGAUUUAGUAAAAGAGAUGCCGCAAAACACCUUAGCGAGUCAAUCGAUGACAUUCCUGAGGAAACUCCACGAGGCGUAGAUGCACCUGAUAAUGUUCCAGACAAACACCAGUAUUUGCCAGUGACGAGCGAGAACAUACCGAAAAUUACACGAACACGCGCAAUUACUAGGAAAUCACCGCUUUCGAACGGGUCUUAUAAAUCGUUAAAUGCAGAAACGUCUCAAAAUACGCUGGGUUUGCCUAUUAGCAGCAUGUCGUUAGAUGUUUCAGGGGCGUCCAAGGAGGAUCAGGACACGGCGCUACGAGAUAUACCAGGACGAAGGAAACCCAUGCAACCGGAGAAAUCAAAACAGUGGCAAGAUUCAAAGUGUAACUCUAUUGACGAGGAUGACGGGGAUGCUCGAUUCUUUACUGCAAUUGAGUCUCCAAGAUAACACUGUUUCUGGGUUUGUUUUUACCAAAUCAUUCGUGAGUUUUUAACGCAAUUCAGAUCAAUAAGCGUUCGACGAAGUUUUCACUCAUGACCAUGGCGUUUAGUUAAAGAAGUGCGGUCAUGCAUCAAAAGGAGUAACGGUUUCAUCAGACUUUGAAUUAUUUAUGAACGUUUGAUACUAUAUAUCGCUCAUGGCACAUUUACUGAUAAAAGGCUUGAUAUAUGGAAAUGAAAAGUCCACUAUUUAUGCUUUUGAAGUUGCAUUUUGCGAUUAUAUAUUACCAACAAGGAACUGAGGUGUAAGACACAAACUUACAACACUUGACAUCGAAACAAUGAUAUGAAGAAUACGAAUAAUAAUAUGAAGAAACAAAUGAGGUUUGUACAGUGACUUCUGUUCGAAAACACAUUAAUUUCCACUAACAUUGCAAUAAACAUUCAAAGAUCAAAUGCAGAAAGUAGACACAUACGAGUUAUGCUUAAAUCGUGGUUCGAAAAACAAGCGAUUCAAUAUGAAGAGAGAUAACCGGAUUUAACUAUGUAAAACGUAUUGAAAGGAUACAAAAGUGCCAUCUGAAAAAGGAGGUAUGAGUGAACAAUGUAAAAUAUAAAUAAUUUAUACGACGACUGUGUCAUUCACGCAGUUUGCUCAUUUGAAUAUGUGAUAUGAUUGAUAGUAUUUUAUGUAUAUAUAAUAAUGUAUUACGAAGAUAAUGUAAUUAUAUGCAUUUUCUAUUUGUUAUCAAUAAAAAACUAUGAUGUACAUAAUA